GUUCGUUGGCGGCGCGAGCGGAACUGGAGUAGGUUGGGAUUGUGUGUCGGUGGCCUGGUUUGGAAGCUGAUUGGUCACCAUGGCAUCCCGUGCAGGUCCACGAGCAGCAGGAACAGAUGGCAGUGACUUCCAACAUAGAGAAAAAGUGGCUUCACAUUAUCAGAUGAGUGUGACUUUGAAGUCUGAGAUCAAGAAACUGAUAAUUGCUCACAUGGUAAUUUGGACAUUGCUCACUCUUCAGGUUAUUAUCAGUCACAUGAAAUUGGUGUCGCAUGACCUGAUAGCUAUGCCAUACCAAUGGGAAUACCCAUACCUGCUGAGCAUCAUACCAUCCAUCUUCGGUUUUAUGUCCUUUCCUCGUAACAACAUCAGUUACCUUGUACUCUCCAUGAUCAGUGCAGGGCUGUUCUCCAUUGCACCUCUAAUUUAUGGCACCAUGGAGAUGUUCCCCAUGGCACAACAGCUCUAUCGGCAUGGCAAGGCCUACCGCUUCAUCUUUGGCUUUUCUGCUGUAGCAGUCAUGUACUUGGUCUUAGUUAUUGCAGUGCAAGUUCAUGGCUGGCAGAUCUACUACAGCAAAAAAUUACUGGACUCUUGGUUUACCUCCACACAGGAAAAGAAGAAGAAAUAGUUGGCAGAUGAAAGCAUCCUUAAAAUACUGAGAGCUGGUGAAUGAACAAUGACAAUAUAAUGGGACUGCAUCAGUCCUGUAAAUAUGAUAGUCUUGUGCUUAGAUUGUUUUGCGUAUGCUGUUUUGUUAUUACCACCAUCUUUGUACCCUAGAGCAUUUGUUUCCACAUAACUUAAAAGUGGCAGUUGCACAUCUCCAGGUCAUUUGGUGCAAAUGUUAUUUCAUACUGUGGAUGUCAAUGUGAUGCUUCAUACUCAUUUAAGGAUACAACAAUGUUACUAAGCUGCUGGUGAAAUGCAGAAAAGUUUCCACUGAAUAUGAAAUUUUUAAAUCAAAGAUUUGAUUGUACUUUCUGUUGAUAUGCUGUAGCUUGUGAUUUUACAUUAGGGCAUUUUUUUUUGUUUCAUUGGCUGUGAAAAGCUGCUAUCAGAUUUUUUGUUAACAUCAUUUAGUUUUGCUAACUAAUUAAGCUUAAGUUGUAAGCUGGUAAAUUGAACCAUUAUGUAGUAUUGGGACUUGUGCUAAGCCUCAUCCAGACUGUUUUUAAAAACAAUCAUAAUUGGAUAGAAUGUUGAGACCCAUAAGAUUUGUUCACUCCUUGAAGAUUAAGUCAGCCUUUUCAUAGUUACCUUGAAAUCUUGAAAUCGUUCCAAAUUAAUUGAAUUAUUUAAUUAAAAAUACUUAUGUUAGCUCAAUUAAAAGGAGUUAAAGUAGCUUUGUUAACAAUUUUACUUAAGACCAACGUAUAGCAGUGCAUUUAACCUUUUGCAUAUACUUUAGUUGUGUUAGACAACUGUCUGCAUUCUGGAUAUACCUCCUGCGCAUUUUGCAGUCAGUAAUGUUGCGUGUAAACCCAUCUCUGUAUAUUUUGGAUCUCAUGAUCUCAAGUGUAAAAUUUGUAUGUAUAGUUGUGGAUGGGGUUUUUUACAACCUCUUUAUUUACAAUAGGAAGACAAGUCUUAAUAUGUGGCACAACAAUAAUAUUGUUUGCCUUCAGAGAAAUGCAAAGGUUGGCAGCACCUCUGCAAUUAUUUAAUCAUAACAGCAUGCCUACAUAAGCAUCAUCGUGCUGUAUAAAAAUGAACUUCAUUCCAUUGGCCAGUUGUAACCUUGCCUAACAAAUUGAGUUGGAUUCCUCCUCCAUAAUCAAACUUAAGGGAAGAAUUUCUUCCUGUUUAUUUGUGGAGGUGGAAAGACUUUGACAGUAGAAAAACACUGAGAUGGAAGACCUGAUAAUUGUGGGGAGCAUGGGUUGCAUUUCAGUUACUACAGGUUUGAUUUUUUAAGUCUAGGGGCUUCGCACUUAGCUGUCAGAAAAAUGAAAAUGUUAGACAUAAUUCAUUCUAUAUUGAGUAAUGUUUGUAUUUUAUUUCCAGAUGGGAGUCAGCGAAUUUCAUUUUUAUUCUGAUUUUCACAAUUUCAUCUUAUGCUUGCCACCAUGGCAGAAAUUGGGUGCAAUGCUUUGUUCAAUGUUAUGUGCUGGUGCAACAUAAUUUACUUGACCUUUGAUGUAAAUGGGAUAAAUUGACGCCAAUGUGUGUAUUUUGUGCUUUGUGAAUAAAAUUGAGUCAUCAUACAUUUAUCCUUGUAGACUUAAUUUAUCGAUUUGUCUUCUACAUCAUUUGCAAAUCUUUAAUUAGGUCAAGGAUUACUGUUGAAAAGCUCUGGUUAUUAAUAUUCUAAGCAACAUGAUGUAAAGACAACAAUCUCUCCAUCAACGUUAGAAAACAAAGGAGUUGGUCUUUGACUUCAGAAAGUGGAGUGGACAACACGCCCCUGUCUGCAUCAAUGGUGCUGAGGUGAAGAUGGUUGAGAGCAUCAAGUUCUUGGAGUAGUGAUGGUCAAGAAAGCACAACAAUGUCUCUACUUCCUCAAGAGGCUAAGGAAAUUUGGUAUGUCUGCAAACACUCGCUCCAAGUCUUAGGACGUUUUCUACGAUGCAUCUAUAUAUGGAUGUAUCACAGCGUGGUAUGGCAACUGCCCUUCCCAAGACUGCAAGAAACUGCAGUCGUUAACAUAGCUCAGACCAUCACACAACCCAGCUUUGCAUUCAUUGACUCCAUCUAUACUCCCCAUUACCACGGGAAAACAACCAACAUACAAAGGCCUCUUCCAUUGGGCAGUAGAUAUAAAAACUUGAAUACACAUCUGGACAAAUUCAAAAGAAGCUUAUUUCCUGCUGUUAGAAUUUUGAACUGACCUCUCAAAUUAAUUCUGAUCUCUGCACUUUUUCUGUGGCUGUAACACUGUACUCUACACCCUGAACUGCUACCAUGAUGUACUUUGUUUGAUAUGAUCUGCCUGUACAG
This is a messenger RNA of Hemiscyllium ocellatum (epaulette shark), 2940 nucleotides long. It is a transcript of the gene jagn1a, whose product is annotated as jagunal homolog 1a. Bases 80 to 631 code for a protein of 183 amino acids. The record is from RefSeq and is a predicted model, not a curated record. Gene Ontology annotation, biological process: vesicle-mediated transport; endoplasmic reticulum organization; granulocyte colony-stimulating factor signaling pathway. Gene Ontology annotation, cellular component: endoplasmic reticulum membrane. Lineage: Eukaryota; Metazoa; Chordata; Chondrichthyes; Orectolobiformes; Hemiscylliidae. The transcript has 3 exons.